Molecule: messenger RNA, 468 nt
Organism: Chrysochloris asiatica (Cape golden mole)
Lineage: Eukaryota; Metazoa; Chordata; Mammalia; Afrosoricida; Chrysochloridae
Gene: PSPN
Product: persephin
Exons: 2
Coding region: 1-468 (155 amino acids)
Molecular function (GO): receptor tyrosine kinase binding; growth factor activity; glial cell-derived neurotrophic factor receptor binding
Source: RefSeq, a predicted model, not a curated record
AUGGCCCCGGGAGGUGUACUGCUCAGCUACAUGCUGUCUCUCUGGCUGCUGCUGGAUCUGUGUGGGGGUCCCGCUGCUCUGGGGUCCCCAGUGGUGGAAUUUGGAAAGUUCUUGGCUGGGCAAGUAGCAGAAGCAGAAGGGACCCAGAGGCCGUGGCUGGGUACCCGUAUACGCCGAGCUGCAGCCAGCCCGUGUCAGCUGCGGAGUCUGACUCUGCCCGUGGCUGAGCUGGGCCUGGGCUACGUCUCAGAAGAGAGGGUGGUCUUCCGUUACUGCGCAGGCUCUUGCCCUCACGGCGCCCACACCCAGCACGGCCUGACGCUGGCCCGACUGCGGAGUCAGGGUCAUGUCCAUGGCGGGCCUUGUUGCCGACCCACCCGCUACACCGACGUGGUCUUCCUUGACGACCGCAAUCACUGGCAGAGGCUGGUUCAGCUCUCAGCGGCUGCCUGUGGCUGCAGCGAUUAG